Molecule: messenger RNA, 2010 nt
Organism: Galeopterus variegatus (Sunda flying lemur)
Lineage: Eukaryota; Metazoa; Chordata; Mammalia; Dermoptera; Cynocephalidae
Product: neuroligin-4, X-linked
Exons: 3
Coding region: 298-1827 (509 amino acids)
Biological process (GO): postsynaptic membrane assembly; presynaptic membrane assembly; neuron cell-cell adhesion
Cellular component (GO): synapse; postsynaptic specialization membrane; cell surface
Molecular function (GO): signaling receptor activity; neurexin family protein binding
Source: RefSeq, a predicted model, not a curated record
GGAUUUUUAAGCACCGGUGACCAGGCAGCCAAGGGCAACUAUGGUCUGCUGGAUCAGAUCCAAGCUUUACGGUGGAUCGAGGAGAAUGUUGGAGCCUUUGGUGGAGAUCCCAAGCGAGUGACCAUCUUUGGCUCGGGGGCCGGAGCCUCCUGUGUCAGUCUGUUGACUUUAUCACACUAUUCAGAAGGCUUGUUCCAGAAAGCCAUCAUCCAGAGUGGGACCGCCCUGUCCAGCUGGGCCGUGAACUACCAGCCUGCCAAGUACACUCGGAUAUUGGCAGAUAAAGUCGGCUGCAACAUGCUGGAUACCACCGACAUGGUUGAAUGCCUUCGAAAUAAGAACCACAAAGAGCUCAUUCAGCAGACCAUCACCCCGGCCACCUACCACAUUGCUUUCGGCCCUGUGAUUGAUGGUGACGUCAUUCCAGAUGACCCCCAGAUCCUCAUGGAGCAGGGCGAGUUCCUGAAUUAUGACAUCAUGCUGGGUGUCAACCAGGGGGAAGGCUUAAAGUUUGUGGAUGGCAUUGUGGACAACGAAGAUGGUGUGACACCCAAUGACUUCGACUUCUCCGUGUCCAACUUUGUGGACAACCUUUACGGCUAUCCAGAAGGGAAAGACACCUUGAGGGAGACCAUCAAGUUCAUGUACACAGACUGGGCAGACAAGGAGAACCCAGAAACACGACGGAAGACCCUGGUGGCACUGUUCACUGACCACCAGUGGGUGGCCCCCGCGGUGGCCACAGCAGACCUGCAUGCCCAGUAUGGCUCGCCCACCUAUUUCUAUGCAUUCUACCACCACUGCCAGAGUGAGAUGAAGCCCAGCUGGGCAGACUCAGCCCAUGGUGAUGAAGUCCCCUACGUCUUUGGCAUACCCAUGAUUGGCCCUACUGAGCUAUUCAGCUGCAACUUCUCCAAGAAUGACGUGAUGCUCAGCGCUGUGGUCAUGACCUACUGGACCAAUUUUGCCAAAACUGGUGAUCCUAAUCAGCCAGUUCCUCAGGACACCAAGUUCAUUCACACAAAACCCAACCGCUUUGAGGAAGUGGCCUGGUCCAAGUAUAAUCCCAAAGACCAGCUGUAUCUGCAUAUUGGCCUGAAGCCCAGAGUGAGGGAUCACUACCGAGCAACAAAAGUUGCAUUCUGGUUGGAACUUGUCCCCCAUUUACACAACUUGAAUGAGAUAUUCCAGUAUGUCUCAACAACCACAAAAGUCCCUCCUCCAGACAUGACAUCCUUUCCAUAUGGUACCCGGCGAUCGCCUGCUAAGAUAUGGCCAACAACCAAACGUCCAGCUAUCACUCCUGCCAACAACCCCAAACACUCCAAGGACCCUCACAAAACAGGGCCCGAAGACACCACUGUCCUCAUUGAAACCAAACGGGAUUAUUCCACCGAAUUAAGCGUCACUAUUGCUGUAGGGGCAUCCCUACUCUUCCUCAACAUCUUGGCGUUUGCAGCGCUCUACUACAAAAAGGACAAGAGACGCCAUGAGACGCACAGGCGCCCGAGUCCCCAGAGAAAUACCACCAAUGACAUCGCACACAUCCAGAAUGAAGAAAUCAUGUCUCUGCAGAUGAAGCAGCUGGAACACGAUCAUGAGUGUGAAUCUUUGCAGGCUCACGACACGCUGCGACUCACCUGCCCGCCGGACUACACCCUCACGCUACGCCGUUCCCCGGAUGACAUCCCACUUAUGACACCCAACACCAUCACCAUGAUUCCAAACACAUUGACGGGCAUGCAGCCUCUGCAUACGUUCAACACCUUCAGUGGGGGACAGAACAGUACAAAUUUACCCCACGGACAUUCGACCACCAGAGUAUAGCUUUUCGGUUCCCCUCCCCUCCCUCUGCCCCUCCCCCCAACAACAUAAAAGAGAUCAAGAGAGAAGGCAAAUCUCCAAACCAAGAAUGUUUUUCAUCCCACUGACUUGGGACAAAAAUACAGAAGAGCAAUCACAAUGUCCCUCUGAACUCCUCCCCUUGGCAUUUCCCAGUAUUACAAGAUC